CCCCUUAAUCGAAAGAAACCAACCCAAGUACAGAACCAGUGUAACAAAAGAGAAGGAAGAACACCGUGAAAUCCCGAAUUAUGCCAACCGCCAAUUUUGUAGCUCUGCAAUGCUGCCAAUGCUUCACAAUGCAGGUGAAACAAAGGAAGAAGAGCAGCAACAAAUGGACGUGCGUGGUCUGCAAUCAAAAGCAAUCGGUGCUCAAGGUCUUUGCUCAAGGUCCCAUGGCUAAAGACGUUCGCAAAUUCGUCCAGUCUUUCAACAUGACCCGAAAAUUUACCGAUCAAAACCAACUCUUCGAUCCCACAUCGGAAUAUGACAUCGAUUUGGAAGAUGACGAUGGUGGAGAUCUGGAAAAUCCGAAGAAAAGACACACCGAUUGGACCGAGUAUCUCGACUCAGAGGAUCAUCAUGAACACAAAUUAGUUUUACAAGAAGAGGAACAAGGGGUCGAUUUGGAACCAGAGAUUGUGACAGAGUUGCCUGCAAAGGAGAAGUUCAAAAGACCCAAAUUGAGGAACUCUGAUACUGGGGAAGAAGGCGUUGGUCAUCAGCUUUAUAAACCACUUUUAUACAAGAGAAAUUGCAGAAAGGCUACUAUGCUCUUUUCACAAGGUAAUAAUAACAACAACAACAUAGAUGAGAAGGCAGAUAGGCAGCAACAAGCAGAUGGAGACAUAGGUUCAAAAAAACAAAGCGACUUGACAAUAAGAAAAGUAGGGGAAAUUUUGGAGUCAAUGAGGAACUCUAAGCCAGCAACAUCUAAAGUGAAUUCAAAGUGGAAAGAUUACAUAACUGAAGAAGAUGAGGGCGACAGCUUGGAACAGUGUUGUCCAAGAAACUCUGCAAAUUAUAUGGACAAAUGGGGGAAUGCCGACGAUGCAGUUUUGAACACUGAUUCCAUCAAAUAUCAAAUAGUCGAAGAUGAUAUCCAUCCUGAUUUCAUGUGAAUAUAUAUCUCAUGUUGUUCAUCAUCCUUCUCAUUCCAUAAUAUAUGGGAACUAAUAAAAAUUCCUCUUUAAUUAUUCUUCUUUCAUUGUUUUUUAGUUUUAUGAAUUAGUUUGAUAGGUUGAUUUUUUAUUUGGUUUUCGGAGCUGCGAGAUCUGAAAUUACAAUUAAAAACUUUCAUUUUGGAA
This is a messenger RNA of Gossypium raimondii (Peruvian cotton), 1136 nucleotides long. RefSeq lists its product as uncharacterized. The record is from RefSeq and is a predicted model, not a curated record. The transcript is spliced from 4 exons. Gene Ontology annotation, biological process: mitotic G2 DNA damage checkpoint signaling. Gene Ontology annotation, molecular function: chromatin binding. NCBI's taxonomy places the organism in Eukaryota, Viridiplantae, Streptophyta, Magnoliopsida, Malvales, Malvaceae. Gene Ontology annotation, cellular component: nucleus. Bases 81 to 950 code for a protein of 289 amino acids.